Molecule: messenger RNA, 5457 nt
Organism: Hypanus sabinus (Atlantic stingray)
Lineage: Eukaryota; Metazoa; Chordata; Chondrichthyes; Myliobatiformes; Dasyatidae
Exons: 2
Coding region: 3102-4520 (472 amino acids)
Source: RefSeq, a predicted model, not a curated record
UUUAACAUGGAUUACUCUUCCAAUAUGCCAGGUAAAAUACAGUGAACAUUUUGAGACCAUAGGCCCCACCAUAGUUAUUCUGUGGACUAAGGGAUUUCAUCAGCCUACCACACAACACCGGCCAGGUUUUUCUGCUGCUGUUAUUUUGUCAUUGAGCAAUACAGAAUGGAUAGAGGGUCUUCAGCCCAUCAAGUUCAUACUAACCAUGUUGCCCAUAAGGCUCAACCCAAGUUUCCUCUUGGCCUUGCCCACUCCAACUGAUUCUAUUGUACCUUACUCAACCACUUUCUCUUCAGCUUGGUCGAUAUACUCACCACCCCCUGUAUGGAAAAAGCUGCCCAUUGGAACCCUUUAAAAUCUUCCUUCAUUGCCCCCUUGCUUUAAACUCACCUACGUUAGGGAAAAGCCACCUUAACCAUGCCUCUCAUAAUUGUAAACAUUUCUGUAAGGUCACCCUUCAUUCUCCGACGUUCCAAGGAAUAAAAACUGUUGAAAACACAAAGUAUGGUGGAAGUUCUGGGUGCCUGGGCCCAUGACAUGUGUGAAGUUGCCAACACGAGGGAGAAGGUUCUUGGUAAUUUGAAAGGUCUGAAGGUAGAUAAGUCACCUGGACCAGAUGGUAUGCACCCCAGGGUUCUGAAAGAGGUGGCUGAAGGGAUUGUGGAGGUAUUAGUAAUUAUCUUUCAAGAAUCUCAAGGUUGUAGAAUGGUUCAGGAAGACUGGAAAAGUGCAAAUUUCACUCCAAGAGAGGCAGAAGGAAGGAAAGAAUAUGUCAGCUAGUCUGACGUCAGUGGUUGGGAAAGUGUUGGAGUCGAUUAUUAAGGCUGAGGUCUCAGGGAACUUGGAGGCACAUGGUAAAAUAGGCAAUAGUCAGCAUGAUUUGCUCAAGGGGAAAAUCUUGCCUGACAACUCUGUUGGAAUUCCUUGAAGAAAUAGCAAGCAGUACAGACAAAGGAGAAUUUGUUAAUGUUGUGUACUUGGAUUUUCAGAAGGCCUUUGACAAGGUGCCACACAUGAGGUUGCUUAACAAGCUACAAGCCCAUGAUUUUAUAGAAAGAUUUAGCAUGAAUAAAGCAGUGGCUGAUUGGCAGGAGGCAAAGAGUGGGAAUGAAGAGAGGCUUGUCUGGCUGGCUGCCACUGACUACUAGUGUUCCACAGGAGUCUGUGUUGGGACCAAUUCUUUCUACAUUAUAUGUCAAUGAUUUGGAUGAUGGAAUUGAUGGCUUUAUUGCAGAGUUUACAGACAAUAAGAAGAUGGGUGGAGGGGUAGGUAGUUUUGAGGAAGUAAAAAGGCUACCAUGUAUUAACCAUGGUUGUACUAGGGAUGAAAUACAAACGUACAAGAAGUAGCUUCCCCUUGCUUCCGAUGCUGUCUUUACAAGAUGGGUGACCCUGACCAUUGUCCUAUUAAAAGAAUCUUCUGCUCAGCAUCUGAGGAGCAGGAACCAUUGAUUGUGUUACUCACAACUUGCCUUCUGCUUCAUCCACCACCUGCAUUCCAUGGCUUCACUGUAACCCAAGUAGGGAGGCUAACAGGUGCUACACCUUGCCUAACAGUGACCUGGAGGUAGCCAUGGUUGACGUUAAUGUCAUUACCCAAAGCAAAUAUGGACUACACACACAUCAAAUGAAGAAGUUCUCACAAGAGCCCAAGCAGUUAGAUCAGUGAUACCAACAAUAAGAGAAAGACAACUCAGAUUCCUAGGAUACAUCAUGCGGAAAGAUGAACUAGAAAAACUCACACUCUCUGGAAAGAUCGAGGGGAGCAAACCUAGAGGAAGACCUCGGCUUCUGUACAUCAAAAGCCUAGCCAGGUGGCUACACAUCGUGGAAAUGGAAGUCAUCCAAAGAACAAGGGAUAGAUCUGUAUGGAAAACCAUGGUCACCAAUGUCCGCAACGGAUAUAGUACCUACUCAGACAGGCUACAGAAGGACUUGGACAUAUUAGGAGAAAGGGCAAAGAAAUGGCAGAUGGAAUACAGUGUUGGAAAGUGUGUGGUCAUGCACUUUGGUAGAAGAAAUGAAAGGGUGGACUAUUUUCUAAAUGGAGAGAAAAUGCAAAAAAACAAGGUGCAAAUGGACUUGGGAGUCCUUGUGCAGGAAUUACUAAAGGUUAAUUUACAGACUGACUCUGGUGAGGAAGGCAAUGCAAUGUUAGCAUUCAUUUCAAGGGGACUAGAAUAUAAAAGCAAGGAUGUAAUGUUGAAACUUUAUAAGACACUGGUGAGGCCUCACUUGAAGUAUUGUGAGCAGGUUUGGGCACCUUAGAAAGGAUAUGUUGAAACUGGAGAGGGUUCAGUGGAGGUUCAUGAAAAUGGUUCUAGGAUUGAAUGGCUUGUCAUAUGAAGAGCGUUGAUUGGCUCUGGGCCUGUAUUCACUAGAAUUCAGAAGUAUGAGGGGUGACCUCAUUGAAACCUAUCAAAUGGUGAAAGGCCUCGAUAGAGUGGAUGUUUCCUAUGGUGGGAGAGCCUAAGACCAGAGGACACAACCUCAGAAUAGAGGAGCAUCCUUUUAGAAUGGAGAAGAGGAAGCAUUUCUUCAGCUAGAGAGUGGUGAAUGUGUGGAGUUCUUUUUCACAGGCAGCUGUGGAGGCAGAGGUUGAUCAGGGCAUGAAGGAGUGUGGGGAAAAGGCAGUUGAUUGGGGCUGAGAGGAAUAUUGGAUCAGCCAGGAUGAAAUAGUAGAACAGGAGCGAUGAGCCAAAUGGCCUAAUUCUGCUUCUUAAUCUUAUGGUCUGGUGAAAAUCUGCCUUUAACUCAGAUUUUCUAGUCCUGGCAACAUCCUCAAAUCUUCUCUGCACUUAACAUUUUAACCAUGUCUUUUUUGUAACAGGGUGACCAAAACUGUACAAAAUACUCCAUGUGCUGUCUCUCUCUCAACUUGGACAACUGCAACGUAGUGUUCCAACGCCUAUACUCAUUACCCUGACUGAUGAAGUUUUCACCAUAUGUUAAUGUGAAGAGUGAACAGUAAAUGGUUAAUCUUGCUGCGAUCUGGUUCUUAUUAACUGUGGUUUAUCUCGACGUUUAAUUCGGCGUUCGUGACACGCGAAGGAGAACGUUACAGUGAAAAAGCGACAUUAUCAGGUGUUUCAAGUGCUGCAAUGUCAGCUCGAUCCAGCAUCAAGUUGACGCCGCCCAGCGACAAGGGCGGUAAACCGACAUCAAGUAAGCCCACCCGGGCGUUAUCAGGUGUUCCAAGUGCUGCAAUGUCAGCUCGAUCCGGGAUCAAGUCGAUGGCGCUCAGCGACAAGGGUGGUAAACCGACAUCAAGUAAGUCCACCCAGGCAAGAGCCAAGGCAGAAGCCGCCAAGGUGCGACUGCGUUACGCCAGACAAGAAGCAGUUUUGAAAAUGCUGCAGGCCAUCAGAGAAGCCGAAAUCCAGAAAGAAAAGGCUGCCAGAGAAGCCGAAAGGGCCGCCCGAGAAGCCGAAAUCCAGAAAGAAAAGGCUGCCAGAGAAGCCGAAGCGGCUGCCAGAGAAGCCGAAGCGGCCGCCCGAGAAACCGAAAUCCAGUUGGAAAUGGCAAAAAUAUCGACAGAGUUGCAAGUGCUGCAGCUAGAAAGAGAAGAAGAAGCUGCCAUGGCGGAAGCAAAGUACAUAGAAGAAGCUGAAGGGUCGCGUGAUCUGACCAAAGCAAGAUCUACUUUAGAAAGGACCAGACUGGAACGCACAAGCGACUAUGUACAAUCUCAAAUAGACAGGCAGGCUCGUCUCCCCUCUCCAUACGUAUUCGAUAACUUCCCCAGCUACGAGGAACCUCAGAGAGUCACGAUUGCAUCACAUCCAUACGAGGAAGGAAAUUUACCCUCACGGCUCCGUGAUGAAGUCAAGAAUGAAAGAACCGACAACGCUCCUUCACCCCCACAACAGGACGGCGGGGAGGGAGAGGUUCACUCCAGGACAACAAUUGUCAGCUCGAACUGUACAGAAGUUUGCAGUCAAACUCAGUCAAGCCGUUCUUGUUCCAAGAUCUGCCUCACUGAGGUGUACCCUAAAGAAGCACAACAAGACAUUACCAAGCGUAAAGUAACCGACGAGACGCUAGGUCAGUCAGUUUUCGUUCAAACCGAGCAUGGAAACAAACUUGCACAAUCAGCUCAAGAUACCAUUUCUUUAAAACCCAAAGACACCAAGGUCUUCAGAGAUGAAGCAAAUAAUGGGGUUGCCCCAUUGCCUUUCAGAGAACCACGCCAGCGCUCACCAGAUAACAAAGAGCAGGCAGUCAAACGGUUCACAUCCUUACGGAAAACCCAGAAAAGGAAACCUGAGAUGCAGCAACGCACCCGAUUGGCCCACGAGGUACUGUGCACCCUAAUGGCAGAGGUCACAACCAUUAUAAACGCACAAUCAUUCCUACCUGUGUCUUCUGACCCAGAAAACCCCUUUAUACUUUCGCCAUCAACGCUCCUUACGCAGAAGGCAGGAGCACCUCCUCCACCAGGAGACUUCUCAGACAAGGAUUUGUACACAAAGCAAUGGAGACAAGUCCAGGCUCUGGCAAAUCAGUUCUGGCCUCGCUAGAGACAAAAAUAUCUACCUUUGUUGCAACAGAGACAAAAGUGGACAGAACCCUGAAGGAAUCUUCAAGUUGAAGACUUAGUCCUGCUCAGGGACAAGCAAAUCGCCCGCAACAGCUGGCCAAUGGCCAGAAUCACUGCUACAUUCCCUAGCGGGGAUGGACAUGUCAGGAAGAUCGAAUUGAAGACUACCGACCAAGGCGAUGUGAAAAUUUACCAAGGGCCAGUUACAGAAGUUAUUCUACUUCUACCCAAUGACUGAUUAAGAGACUAAGUUUUGUACUCUGCUCAUUGUGACCUUACGAAGGUCAAGCGGGGAGUGUGCUGUCUUUACGACAGUUAUUUAGUUUAUAAUAUUUCCGCUUAGUAAUUCAUUCGAUGGUAUUUUCUAGUUAGAAUUAGAAGUGUUUAAAGUAUAUUCAUUGCAUGUAAAAUAUAUCGGCAUGCGAUGACGUCACAUCCGGUUUCGCCGCGUCUUGUGGGAAAAUACCGGUUUGGAAUUAACACGAGGGUGGGGGCUCACCACGAGGCAGACCCGAGCAGAAGUUGUUUUGCAGGCAUGAGAAAUCACAGUGAGAGCAACGCUGUAAGUUAAUAGAUAAUCGAUAUGUUGAACUAAGAUGUUAAUGCUGAUCCUGUUAGAAGUAACGACGGUAGAUAAUGUUUAUGCUUUCGUUAGUUAAAGAGUCGUGGAUAGUUUGCAUGGAAGUGUAUUUAAAGUAGUCAAUGGAGCAGGUAAACUCUCCCUGUAUACUGCACCUUAGUGUAAUGUAGUUAUAGUCACCUUUGCAAGUAUUUACACUUGAAAUGUGAUAUUAAGGAAGGAACAAAUACUGUAUCAAUCUUGUAUUGUUUUAUCAACAGUUUUCACCAUAUGUUAAUGUGAAGAGUGAACAGUAAAUGGUUAAUCUUGCUGCAAUCUGGUUCUUAUUAACUGUGGU